GACACGUUGUUGUUGUUGUUGAUAUUAUAAAGAUUCUGCUUUAAUUUCACCAAGUGGAGCAAGUUAAGUGUGAUGUUUUGGCUGCGUGUUGUAAAAUCCCUCUCAACAACACCACCUCCGACACCAUCCUCUCAGGAGUGAUGGGCUCCAAGUUGACCAGACAGAGAAGUCUCGAUUUUGAAACAAAAGUGUCCAAGAGGAGAUGCCAGAGGAAUGACAGCCCGGGAGAGAGCGAGAGGAGCGGGGACUUCUUGUUUACCUCCCUGAUGCUGAAGUCCGACAAGCUGCCCGGGAUGCUGCGGAGAACAAACCACUGCCCGUAUGUGAGGAGGGUGGCGUGGAUCCGGGAGAUCCAGAGACUCCUCCGGGAGCAGAAGAUGGAGCAAGCUGGCGAAGUGCUCAAACUGCUGAGGAAGGAUUUGGGACUCCAGGGAUCGUCACUCAAUGACAUUUUGUACAAGAACGCAGCUUUUCUCAACCUGGUGGACCCCAUUUCUCACGAGCUGCUGCUCAGUCUCGCCCGCGACCUGCAGUGCCCAAAAAGGGAGACUGACUCGUUCAAGUCCACCACCAAGAUCUGCCGGCAGCUGAUUUACCAUCUGACCCCUCACUCCAAGUGGACGAGACAGAGCGUGCCCAGGAGGAAGUCUCAGGCCUGUCUGAAGACCACCCUGAAGAAGAAGGUUACCGGUGACCUGGUCAACCUGUCAGGCAUCCCGCUGUCCGGCCGAGACGUCCACCGCGUGGCCUUCUACCUGCAGAGCAGCAGCGAGGCGGUGUCCACGGUGGACCUGAGCUUCACCGAGCUGCGGGACGAGAGCUUACGGCUGCUGCUGCCCAACCUCGGCUGCCUGCCCAAACUCGCCAUACUGGCCGUGAAUGGCAACCGCCUGACGAUGGCCAUCCUGAAAGACCUGACGGAUGCAGUGAAGGAUCCCAAGAAGUUCCCCAGCCUGGCCUGGGUGGACCUGGGCAACAACGUAGACAUCUUCACCGUGCCGCAGCCGCUGCUCGUGGCUCUGCGGCGCCGCUUCGGUUUACGCAGCAGCCUUCCGACCAUUUAUGAGUACAGGGAGGCGCAGACGUUCAGCGGAUACAACCCGAACUUGGAGACGUCAGUGGAGGAGCCCAGUCUGUACGAGGAGGGCGAUGGAGAGGAGGAGGAGAAAGAGGAGGAGGAGGACAGGCUGGAGCUACGAGCAUGGGGAUGUAGAGAAGGAAAUACGUCAAAAGAUGUGCCGCUGCACUUCAGUGGGAGGUGAUCGCCAGCAACUGCUUUCUUUAGACUGGCUGCCCCUUACAUCCCUCAGAAUCACCUCUGUUAGCAGCUGUCAUUGUGGCAGAUGCUUACCACUUGUUUCCUAAAAUAACUUUAAAAUAAAUAGCUGUGUUGUGUCCCUAUGGAUGACUAUUGAAACGAUGCAGGCAGCUCUGUGGUCGUACAACGUUUUUAUUUAUUAAG
This is a messenger RNA of Trematomus bernacchii (emerald rockcod), 1462 nucleotides long. RefSeq names its product leucine rich repeat containing 75Bb (gene lrrc75bb). Bases 141 to 1262 code for a protein of 373 amino acids. The record is from RefSeq and is a predicted model, not a curated record. The transcript has 4 exons. NCBI's taxonomy places the organism in Eukaryota, Metazoa, Chordata, Actinopteri, Perciformes, Nototheniidae.